AGGGCAAGAUAGGUGUCCCUAGUAGUAUCUCACUGAUGCCUCCAUAGAGGCAGUUUUGCCAUCAUGGAAUAGUAUAUAAGCCACAUGCCUACCCUCCCAUCCAGACUCAUCUCUCUUCCUCAGAAACAGCCUCUCUCCUCUCAAGAUAUUAAGAACUACAAGAGCAUCCACCAUGUAUCUCACAUACAUCACCCUCAUCACCCUCUUCUCCUCCCUCGCCUCAGCCGCAGCACACUUCCCCCGCGACGGCACUCCCACCACCUUCACAGCCGCCGCAGUUAUCAAUGCCGUGGCCACACCCUCUCCAAUCCAGCCCGGCAUGACCAGCAACUGUGAUUCCUUCCACCUAGUAUCCAGCACCGACACCUGCGUCACCAUUGCCUCCAGCGCCGGUAUCACACUUGCCAAUUUCUACUCGUGGAAUCCGGGUGUUGGCUCCGGCUGCGACACUCUUUGGCUGGGGUACUAUGUCUGUACUGGAGUGAGUGACACUACCACCACUACAACCACAUCUACGACGACGACCUCCACCACCACCACGAGUGUGACCACCCCAUUGCCCACUCAAUCGGGGAUGGUGAGUAACUGCGAUGCCUUCUAUCUUGUUGCCUCUGGGGAUACCUGUACGACAGUGGCGCAGAAGAAGAGUGUGUCAGUGACGGAUAUCAUCGCUUGGAAUCCGGCAGUGGGAACAGGCUGUACUAAUUUGUGGUUGGGGUAUUACAUCUGUGUGGGGGUGUUGUAAGGUUAUGGUCGAUGUGGGAGAUUAUGAUUGAUGUGGUUCUUGACAGGUGUGCGGUUGAUGGUUUGGUAUGUUGAACAUCGUUUUUGGACUUAGUCUAGUAGCUAGGGAUUGAGUAAUAAUGAACUACUUUGUUUGAUCAGCG
Molecule: messenger RNA, 887 nt
Organism: Aspergillus vadensis CBS 113365
Lineage: Eukaryota; Fungi; Ascomycota; Eurotiomycetes; Eurotiales; Aspergillaceae
Product: LysM peptidoglycan-binding domain-containing protein
Exons: 1
Coding region: 173-745 (190 amino acids)
Source: RefSeq, a predicted model, not a curated record